Echinococcus granulosus is the source of this 588-nucleotide messenger RNA. Its product is annotated as origin recognition complex subunit. The transcript has 2 exons. Bases 1 to 588 code for a protein of 195 amino acids. Lineage: Eukaryota; Metazoa; Platyhelminthes; Cestoda; Cyclophyllidea; Taeniidae. The record is from RefSeq and is a predicted model, not a curated record.
AUGUCACUCUGGGCCGUUGGUAGUGGUGAUUCCUGCCAUGGAGAACGUGCCGAGCAAUGUUUUGCGGAAAUUUGUGCGGAUUACUUCGGUACGUGUGAAGGAAUGUCGAAGUCCCCACCCCCCAUUUUCUUCGGUUUUGGUCUCACGAGCACUGAAGAUCUCGUCCUGGAGUCUCACUGCGACGCUGCGACUUUGUCUUGUCUCACUGUGAAACGCUUUCGCAUGCGACCUCCUUUCGUCUUUCUAGAUGCCGUUUUUACGGAGGUAGCAGUUUUGAAGCACUAUUUGGCUCUGCCUCAUCCGCAAUUACUGGCGCCACUGGAGGAAGCUGAGAAGUUUCUUUCCUCCAUCAGUGAUGCGAAAUUAUUGCGCCUUGUUAGCACCUACCCUUCCCUUCUCUCGUUCCCGGUAAACAUGGAGGUCGACCAGAGUACUCAUUUUGUGGUAACUCGACAGUUAUUGCAGGAUUCGCUCCUCAGGCACUGGCUCGUUCAACUCAUUCUCCCCUCUGUGAUCAAAUGGGUGCUUGCUCUGUUUGGAGACCUUCACAAGCAUCCUAUGACUGACAAUGCAAGUUCUUUUCGGUGA